AUGGCAAGCAGUAGUAAGAAGGUAAAGACAUACCACUUUCAUUCGGAAUGGGAAGAACAGUACUUUUUUACAGAAGUUAAAGGUAAAAAUGUGUGUUUGUUAUGUAAUACUUCGGUCUCCGUUGCUAAAAAAGGAAAUAUUGAGAGACAUCAUACAACUGUACAUUCUAAUUUUGAAAAAUCAUUCCCACUACAUUCUGUCGCCAGAAAGGAGAAACUGAAACAGUUAAAAAAUCAGUUAAUCGGACAACAAUCAAUAUUUUUAAGAACAGUCGACAAAAAUAAGGCUGCAACUGAAGCAUCGUACCGUGUGUCCCAGAUAAUUGCACAAAAAAAGAAACCUUAUGAAGACGGGGAAAUGAUAAAACAGGCGUUUUUAGAAGCUGCUGAUUCGUUAUUUGCCAACUUUAGAAAUAAAGACGAGAUACUUUCAGCUAUAAAAUCUAUGCAACUUUCUGCUAAUACAGUGAUGAGACGUGUAGAAGUAAUGAGCAAUGAUAUUUUUUUACAGUUAAGAACUGACUUAGAUAACUGUGUUUAUUUUUCACUUCAACUGGAUGAAUCAACAGAUGUGGUUGAGACUGCCCAGAUGGCCGUGUUCGUCAGGAUGGUUUUUAGUGAUUUUACGAUUAAAGAAGAUCUUUUGAAGUUUAUUCCACUGAAAGGAUACACUACUGGACAGGAGUUGUUUUCUCAUUUAAAAAAUAUUAUUUCUUCCGAGAAAAUUCCAAUAUCGAAAAUGGUAGGCUUGACAACCGAUGGCGCUCCAGCUAUGGUGGGUUGUGAUAAGGGUCUGGUGGCGUUAUGUCGUAAAGAUGAAACUUUUCCGCAAUUUCUCUCUUACCACUGCAUUAUCCAUCAGCAAGCAUUAUGUGGAAAUUUUCUGAAACUAAACAACGUUAUGAAACUGGUGGUAAAAAUUGUGAACAAGAUUAGAGCUCAAGCAUUACAAAGAAGAUUAUUCAAAACUUUGGCCGAUGAAGUCGACUGUCAAUACGGGGACCUACUCCUUCACUCUGGAGUCCGAUGGCUAAGUAGAGGACGAGUGCUGAAACGUUUUAAUGAUGUCCUAUCUGGCAUAGUUCAAUUUUUCAAACAACGCGAUGAACCGAUUCCGGAACUAGAAAAUUCAAUCUGGCUUCGGGAUUUUGGUUUUCUCGUGGACAUUACAGAGAAAUUAAACGAACUUAAUUUGCAGCUUCAGGGGAGAGACAAAGAACUAGCGGAAAUGAUUUCUGAUAUAAAAGCAUUUAUCAGAAAGCUGGAGUUUUGGGAACAAAACCUAAUUAACAGCGAUGCCAAGCAUUUUCCUAUUCUUUCAGAAAAGAUAUCUCAAAAUCCAUUAGAACCCUAUGACAGCAAAUAUCAUGUAGAAAUAGUUUCUACCUUGAAGAAUAACUUCAAAAAUCGUUUUAAGGACUUCGACGAAAUGGCUUUAGUAGCGCAGUUUGUUGGUUCACCCUUUAUGGAAAUUGAUAUCCAACAGUUUGCAACUUGUGUUAUGCAGAACUUUGGCGAAGACAUCGCUGCAACAGAAAUGGAAGUAAUUGAGUUUCAAAAUGAUUUAGCCUUAAAAUCGUUAGUCUCAAGUACCAAAUGUAUCUGGUCUAUUGUAAGCAAAGACAAAUAUUCAGUUCUAUGCCGUGUUGCCUUGAAAGUGAAAGCAUUAUUCAGUUCAACCUAUUUGUGUGAAUCUUCUUUUUCCAAUAUGAAGUUUAUUAAGAACAAAUAUCGCAAUCGACUUACAGAUGAACAUUUGGAUAAUUGUAUUCGAAUGGCUGUAUCAAAUUAUACUGCAAACAUUAAAAAAAUUAUCGAUGAGUCUGAGUGUCAGCCUUCCCAUUGA
This is a messenger RNA of Sitophilus oryzae (rice weevil), 1845 nucleotides long. RefSeq names its product general transcription factor II-I repeat domain-containing protein 2-like. Lineage: Eukaryota; Metazoa; Arthropoda; Insecta; Coleoptera; Curculionidae. The record is from RefSeq and is a predicted model, not a curated record. The transcript has a single exon. The coding region runs from base 1 to 1845 and encodes 614 amino acids. Gene Ontology annotation, molecular function: protein dimerization activity.